GAUCUCGAGCGCAAUGAGGCGGCGACCUCCACGGCAGUCAAGCGCUUUCUCCGGUUCUUCACAACUGAUGCGGGUAAGAAGGAAGCCUACUUCAAGAAGCUUGCUAGGUUCUCGGCGCGGCUGUACCUCUUCGCUUUCGAGGGACUCGAGGCCAUCACCGCACUGAACAAUCCGAAGGUGAUGGCGGCGGGAACGGGAGCCGGCGACGUCUGGGAUGUUGGUCAGAAGGGCGGCUACGACACUGCUUGGGGGAACGACGAGGAAGAGGACGACGAGGAAAUGCAGAAGCCCAACCCGCCCCCCAAGAAGCACCGCCCGGCCGCGUCGCUCAAGCCAGCGGCUGCGCAUGAUGCGCUCGCCUCAGACGACGAACCUAUCCAGCA
This is a messenger RNA of Symbiodinium necroappetens, 383 nucleotides long. NCBI's taxonomy places the organism in Eukaryota, Dinophyceae, Suessiales, Symbiodiniaceae. The record is from the annotation of a GenBank genome assembly.